This is a messenger RNA of Helobdella robusta, 579 nucleotides long. RefSeq lists its product as hypothetical. The transcript is spliced from 2 exons. NCBI's taxonomy places the organism in Eukaryota, Metazoa, Annelida, Clitellata, Rhynchobdellida, Glossiphoniidae. Bases 1 to 579 code for a protein of 192 amino acids. The record is from RefSeq and is a predicted model, not a curated record.
AUGUCAUUAAUUGAAACAUUGCAUGGGUCGUCAAAUGAAUUUGCUGUUCGAUGUGCAAUAUUCCCUGGUUUUAACAUUGUAGAUUACGCUAAAUCUCACGAUCCAUAUCAUGGCGGAAUCAUAAUUUAUUUAAAGAAAGAAUUCAUUUAUGAAACUGUUGAAUUACUUGUCGUGAUAACUUUUAAAGCCGUUGCGAUUAAAUUGACAAUAAACAAUUCUGAUUUUAUUUUGUUAUCAAUUUAUAGACCUGGAUCGGUUCUACCUUCACCGUCGUUCUCUUUAGAACUAAUGAACGUUUUAGAAGUUUCAUCGCUGUUAAGUGAUAAAAUUGUGGCGGCGGGAGAUUUUAAUGUUCAUAUGGAGAGGAGAGAUGAUCCAAACACAGCCUCAUUAAAUGAUGUUUUUAAUUUUGUCAACAUAAUAGCUCCAAAACACGUAAUUGAAAGUAGAGAUGAUUUGUUGACGCCGUGGUUUGAAAGGGGUUGUUCAAAGUCUAAGGCAUACAGCAGAAAAAUGGAAAGGAAGUACAGAAAGACGAUAACCGCCAUGAUAGGGAGAUGUGGAAAAAUUCGCCCAUAA